AUGGUCACCGUGGAGAUGGCGGAGCGACUAAUCGAUCAAAACAACCGUCUCUCUAUCACCGUAAUCAUACUAUCUUUCAAUUCUAAAACCACGUCUAUGAUGGCCUCUCUCACCACCACAUCCAAAGACCGUCUCCGCUACGAAGUAGUCACCGGAGAAGAUCAACAACCCGCCGAGCUGAAGGCGACUGAUUCCCACGUCCAAAGUCUGAAGCCAAUCGUGAGAAAGGCGGUUGCGAAACUCGUCGAUCCGAGUCAACCUGACUCGCCUCGCCUCGCGGGAUUCGUCGUCGACAUGUACUGCACGUCCAUGAUCGAUGUUGCUGACGAAUUUGGGGUUUCUAGUUACUUGUUUUACACUUGCAACGCUGGAUUUCUCGGACUCUUGCUUCAUAUGCAGCUCAUGCACGACGCGGCGGAGGAAAAGUAUGACAUGAGCGAGUUAGAAGACUCAGACGCUGAGUUGGUGGUUCCAAGUUUGACUCGUCCGUAUCCGUUGAAAUGUCUUCCUUACAUUUUCAAAUCAAAAGAGUGGCUCCCGUUUUUUGUCACUCAAGCGAGAAGAUUCAGAGAAACUAAGGGUAUUUUGGUAAAUACAGUUGAUGAGCUGGAGCCUCAUGCGUUGAAGUUUCUCUCCAAUGGUGAGAGUGAUACUCCUCCUGCUUACUCAGUGGGACCAUUGUUGCACCUCAGAAACGAAGCUCGUGAUUCCGUGGCGGAGAAGAAACAAUGGGAGAUUUUAGAGUGGCUCGAUGAGCAACCGGCUAGAUCGGUGGUGUUCCUCUGCUUCGGGAGCAUGGGAGGCUUCAGUGAGGAACAAGCGAGAGAAAUCGCCACCGCGCUCGAACGAGGCGGCCACCGUUUCCUCUGGUCUCUCCGCCGUGCAUCUCCGAAUGUAAUGAAGGAGCCUCCCGAAGAAUUCACCAACCUGGAGGAGAUUCUCCCUGAAGGAUUCUUUGAUCGGACGAAGGAGCGAGGGAAAGUUAUCGGAUGGGCCCCACAGGUGACCAUACUGGAGAAGCCGGCGAUGGGAGGUUUUGUCUCACACGGCGGGUGGAAUUCGACGCUGGAGAGUCUGUGGUUCGGUGUUCCGACGGCGAUUUGGCCGCUUUACGUUGAACAGAAGUUUAACGCCUUCGAGAUGGUGGAUGAGCUUGGUUUAUCGGUGGAGAUUAAACGGUACUGGCGAGGAGAUCUUUUGUUGGGGAGGUCGGAGAUGGAGAUUGUGACGGCGGAGGAGAUUGAGAGAGGGAUCCGGUGUCUGAUGGAGCAGGAUAGUGUGAGGAAGAGAGUGAAGGAUAUGAGCGAAAAAUGCCACGUGGCUUUAAUGGACGGUGGAUCCUCGCGGAUUGCUUUGCAAAAGUUUAUUCAAGACAUAAGGGAUAAUUUGUAA
Messenger RNA from Thlaspi arvense, 1392 nucleotides. The record is from the annotation of a GenBank genome assembly. Lineage: Eukaryota; Viridiplantae; Streptophyta; Magnoliopsida; Brassicales; Brassicaceae.